AUGUCUAAACAUUAAAGUUAAUAGAGCGAUAAAGAUGAUAAAAGUGAUCAAAAUAUUUAUGGAGACUUUGAUAUCGAUAAAUUGAUCUCACAAAAAAAGAAAGACUCAUAAAAGAGACACAAGGGUGUAUCAUUGAAACAAGUGGAGAGUUAAUACAAAAAUAGUACAUUGAUUUAAGAGGAUGCUUCGGAUGAUCCUAUGUCUAAAGCAAUUGGCUUGAUUUCAGCUGGUGGUAAAGCACCUUAAUUCUAGUACUCUACACUCGGCAAAUUUGAAAUUAGAGACAAAAAACUGUAUGUACUAACAUUUAUGAUCUAUAUAUUUUAUAGUGAAGAAUUCCUCGUGACAAACAUUCCAGUAAACAAGGGUAAAUCAGACUAUGAAAUAGAAUUGGAAAGAAAGCGUAAAGAGUUAGAAGAGGCUAGACUUAGAAUUAUGGAGGAAUAAAUGAACCUUUACAAAAUUCCAUAGCAUUUGGAUGUAGAUAAAAUAAGCAAGGAUAGAAGACUAAUAGACUAAACAAACUGGGUGAAUGGGUUGAUUGAAGUUCCCAUAGCUUAGGAUAAGAAGAUUUAAAAUGUAGAAGAGGCUGAAAAAUUGAGACUCUAGUAAUUGAAAAAGAUAUUCGUUACUAAGGAUGAUGAAGUUGAAGACUAGUCCAAAUAAUCAAAUUAGAAAAACCAGAAGCCCAAGAAAAAUGAGUUGCAAAAACUGGUUGAAUUUGAGAAAAAUAACUUAAGAAAAAAUAGAGAUAAGAUCAAUGAAAUUGAACAGAAGAGAGAAACUAAUAGGUAGAUUGAAAGGCACUAGAAUGAUUGA
Messenger RNA from Stylonychia lemnae, 819 nucleotides. The record is from the annotation of a GenBank genome assembly. NCBI's taxonomy places the organism in Eukaryota, Ciliophora, Spirotrichea, Sporadotrichida, Oxytrichidae.